This is a messenger RNA of Leptopilina boulardi, 1068 nucleotides long. It is a transcript of the gene Max, whose product is annotated as protein max. The record is from RefSeq and is a predicted model, not a curated record. Bases 331 to 819 code for a protein of 162 amino acids. The transcript has 4 exons. Gene Ontology annotation, biological process: positive regulation of transcription by RNA polymerase II. Gene Ontology annotation, molecular function: DNA-binding transcription factor activity; protein dimerization activity. Gene Ontology annotation, cellular component: RNA polymerase II transcription regulator complex. Lineage: Eukaryota; Metazoa; Arthropoda; Insecta; Hymenoptera; Figitidae.
UAUUGUCAUUAUUUACGUUUAUGGAUGACAAUUGUUCGUGUUGUGACAUUUACAUAGUAAAUAUAAUAUAAAAUUUCUUCUUUUUUUUCCUAUCUCUUAAAAAAAAAACCUAUUACUCCUUUUGAAGAUUUUAAGAAUCUCAACUAUUUUCAUCACUUUUAUCAAAACUAAUUUAGUUUAGAAAGCGGACCCUCGCCAUUAAUAUUGCGCAAACUCGACAUGUGUUUAUAAUAUCAGAAAAUCGUCAAAAAAAGAAAACUUGGAAGAUAAUUCCCUUCUUUUUUGUUAAACUGAUCUUUGUUUUGAAGAGGCAACAAACGAAUAAUAAAAAUGAGUGAUGACGAUAGAGAUAUCGAUAUUGAGAGUGACGAAGGUGAUGACUCUGAUUCGAGGCAAAGACAUUCCAAUAAUACACAAUAUUACUCUCAGGCCGAAAAGCGUGCACAUCACAAUGCUUUGGAAAGAAAGCGACGAGAUCAUAUAAAGGAUAGUUUUUCAAGUCUUCGCGAUUCAGUGCCAGCGUUACAAGGUGAAAAAGUUGCAAGUAGAGCACAAAUUUUAAAGAAAGCCGCUGAAUACAUUCAAUUUAUGCGUCGAAAGAAUUCAUCCCAUCAAACGGAUAUUGAUGAUUUGAAGCGACAAAAUAAUCUACUUGAAUCACAAAUACGUACACUGGAAAAGGCUAAAAUAACAGGAAAUUUUGCAGCUGAAACAUGCGAAGUAACAAAAUCAGAUUCAGAAUCUGAAUCAUCGGAUAGUGAAAUUGGUAGAGCAAUUCGACAUCCAAAGAAAUUGAAAGUUGCUGGUGUACAUCAUUGAUUAAAUUAUGGAACAAUUUCACAUUAUUAUUAAACGUUUAUCUUUAUUAAAUAAGGUAAUACAUUCUCUACUCUUACUAUUGUAAGAGAUUAUUAUACAUAAUUAUAAUUAUAAUUAUUAUUAUUAUUAUUAUUAUUAUUAUAUAGAUUACAUUAAUAUAAGAUUAUAAAAAUUUAUCGAGGUAUAAACAUUGUAUUGGUAGAAAAAAAAACUUAUUUAAAAAUAAAUGAAAUAUUAGAGCUGUUGUAA